This is a messenger RNA of Plasmodium relictum, 5565 nucleotides long. The record is from the annotation of a RefSeq genome assembly. Lineage: Eukaryota; Apicomplexa; Aconoidasida; Haemosporida; Plasmodiidae.
AAAAAAGAGCUUAAUAAGAAUAAUAAAGAAGAAGAAAUUAAGUAUGUGCCGUGGCUCAGCUCUAUAACUUUUCAUUGGUUAACAUAGUUGUUGAAUAGUCUUAAAUAAUAUGAAAUUAAAUUUCCUAAAAUUCCUAAAAAUGAUAAUGUUGAAUAUUAUAUAUUUAAAUUAGAACAAAAUUUAAGAAAUAUAUGUAUAAAAGAAUCAGGUUUUAAUAAUUAUUUUUAUAAAAAUAAAAUUUCAAUGUUUAAAAUCAUUAUGAUUCUAGAAAAUAAGCACAAAUGAAGAAUAUAAUAUUAUGUUUAUUAUAGUAUUAUUUUCUCAGUUUUUUAAAAAUUUAAACUUAACACAAUUUCAAUUUUUAUUUUUAAUACUUUACAUACUUUAUUUAUAAUUAUUUCAUUGGGAUAUAUAGAUAAAUAUAUGCUGCUACUGAAUGUUGAAAUGAUUCAAUAAUUUCCUCUAUUUUUUAAUAAUUCGAAAUUGUUAUUUUGAUUAUUUGUAAUUAUUUUAUUUAUCAAAAUUUUUUUUAAGUCUACUUUGAAUCUUUAUUAUUACAAGCUUUUAUUAUAUAUUGAAAUACCAUUAAUUAUUUUUUUAUAUAAUAUUAAUUUAUAUAGUUGUAACGAUUUAAUAAACUAUUAUGUAAGCGAAAAUCGAGGAAAAAUUUCAGGUUUUAGAGCAGAUAAAAUAAAAAAAAGUAUUUCAUGUGAUACUUUCAAUAACAUUUUUUCUUGUAAAAAUAAAUUUUAUGAAGAAAAUUAUGAUAAUAUAUAAGGCAAAUAAUAUUAUGUAAUUAACUUCUUUGAACAAAAAAGAAAGUGAGAAAAAGAAAAGAAGUAAAAAUAGAGAAUCUAUCUGAUAGACAUUUAUAAUGUUAUUUUUUCUGAUGUACCCUCUUUAAUCUUUUUCAUUGGCUCAAUUAUUCAAUUCUAUAAUAAAUUAGUUAAAUUUUAUAUGCUUUUAUAUGUUUUACUUAAAAUGGGAUAAAACACAGUUCUUAACAUAGUAUUGUUAUCUGCUGUGAUAUAUAGCACAAUGCUUUUAUUUGUUUACUUAACAAGUUUAUUUAAGAGCAAAUAUUUGAAAUAUAGAGAUGGAAUAAUUGAUAAUAUGGAGAAUAUAUAAAAAGAAUUUAAGUUAAAAAUGUUUAAUUGAGGAUCUGUUGUUUUUAAUUAUGUAAAUUAUUUCGAAAAAAAGGAAAUGAAAUUUUAUAAUAUAAGAUUUUAUUUGCGAACUGUAGAAAUUUACAUAAAUGCAAUAUCAGCUGAUAUAAUUAAGGAGGUGCUAUUCAUUUUUUUUAUAAGAGAGAAACUAAAUAAUCAAAAGGAAAUUCAUUCUGGUUUUAUUAUUAUUCCACUAUUUUUUUGAAAAUAAUUAAUUUCAAUUGUUUUGAAUUUUCCAAAUUUAAUGAAUAACCCAAUAGAAGAUGUAGUAAAAACUAGGUGCAUAAAUAAAUAUAUUUUUCACCAUAUAUAUUGCAUUGAUAUUAAUAAUAAUUUUAAAUAUAUUUUAAAAAGUAAUAAUGAUUAUAAUAUUUCAGAUGUUGAAACAUUUCUUGAGAAUGAAGUAGAGAAUUCUAAAAAUAGAGAAAAUCAUAAUUAGAAAAAAGUAGGUUUGUAAAAUUUUUUCCUUUUCUCUUUUUUUAAGAAAAAAAAUGAAAGUGUAAAUAAAAUAAAUAGAGAAAUAUUAGUAGAAUUAUAUUGCGAUGUAGAUGAACACACAGAAAAAAAAUAUUUCGAAUUCACAGUGAAUUACCAAAAUAACUCUAAUAGUAUUCAUCCUAAAUGUAAGGAAAACAAAAUAAUGGCAGUAAUAAAGGAGAAAGAAAUUGAUAAUAUAAUAAAAUUAAAGAGGUUCUUUUAGUAUAAUUAAAAAAUAUAAUAUGACCAUUAUAUUUUGAAAAAUAUAAAUUUUAAAAAUAGCGCUUUAUCAAUAAUUAUAGGAAAUAUUAUAUCAGGUAAAACUUCUUUCUUUCAAUUCAUUUUUGGGGAUCUUAUAUUAACUUAUGGAUGUGUGCAUAUUUAAAUUUUAUUGUAUAAUAUGCUAAUUCUAUAUAUUCCUUAGCAUACAUGAGUAUCAUUUGGAAAUAUUAUAUCAAUAAUUUUAUUUUGCAAUGAAUAUAAUUCAUUUAUUUAUUGUAAUAUAAUUAUUCAAAUUCAUCUAUUUCAUAGCAUAAAAUCACUUAAAAAUGAGUUUAUUAUGUAUAUAAACUAUGAACACAAUUUAAGCAAAGUGCAAAAAACAAAAAUUUGUUUAUCAAGAGUUCUAUAUCAUUACUAUAUGCAUACACAAAGAUUAAGUUCUGAUUAUGAAGAGGAAAGAAAUAUAAGAAAAGGAUUUAAAAAAGGAUUAAGUACAUGUGAUUUAAUAAAUGAUAAUAGCAAUAAAAUCGAUGAGAUUAUUCAGAGUUCCAUUCAUUAGUUAUGUUAAAAAUAUCUUUAGAGAAAAGUAUUUCUUAUUUAUAUUUACUUGAUGUUUUUAUGUUUCUAGAUCCAUUUAUCCCUAAAUAUAUUUUAUAAUUUUUUUUGCAGAGAAGAUGAAAAUAAAUGUUUUAGGGAUAAUUAUAGUUUUGUCGUAAAUAUGAUUAAAAAUACCUUUAAAUUUACUGAUGAAAUUCUUAAUAAUAUUCAAUAUAAAAUAAAUAUUUAUGAAUUAGAAAAUUGUAAUUUACAUUUUUGGUCAAUCAAUAAAUUCAUUGCCCUUAAUAUAUGCAGUUUUAAUUUUUGCCUUGAUAAAACUUAUUUAUAUGUACUUGAUUAAUUGAAUAGCACUAACCAAUUAGUAAGACCAAAUUUUAUUUUGUCUUACCUAAGAGUACAUUGCUUGUAAAAGCUAAAGUACUAUCACUGUAACCAACUUAGUGUGUCUAAUAAAAGUUUUUUUUAAGAUGCAUCUCUGUUAUAAUUAUAGUAAUGCUUUUUUAAUUUUUUUUAUUAAUUUUUUUUGGAGGAAGGGGAAUUUUUUUUGUUUGAAAGUAAUGAAUAAAAAAAGGACGACAAUUAGAUUGCGCCAAUUAAAUGUUAAUUUAUUAUAUAUUUUAGUUUUUAAAAGUGAUUUAAUUAAUUUUGCAUUAUAUAGAAACUUUAUUACAAAAUUAUAAAGGAAUAUUAAAAUAUGUAUUAACUUGGAUAUUCAUCACUUUUAUUAAAAUCGUUGAAUAACCAAUUAAUAAAUCAAUUGGACUAAAUAUGUUUAUGCAUAAAAGAAAAUAAUUUAAAUAAAAAAAAUUAAGAAGAGAUAUAAAAUUAAAAAUUUUAUUUUAACUGAGACAAAUGUGAUAAAAAAAAUUAUGAUAUUAAAUAUAACAAAUUAACACAAUUAAAGAGCAAAAACUUUUGUUAUUCUUUUAAAAUAAAUAAUAUUUUUACACAACACAAUAUAGAAAGUACAAUAAUUGCAUCAACACGUUUAGAAAAUGAUACAAUGAAUAGUAAUAAUGAAAAUAAAAAUGAUGAUAAUGUUAAUGAAAAUUGGUAGAAGAAAAUAAUUUACUUACAUGAAAAUAUCAAUAAAAGUUUAUCAUUAUAAUUAGAACAUAAUGAGAAUGUAGAUAUUUCAUGCAUUGUUGAUAAUCAACAUUAGUUUUUUAAAGGAAAGAUACAAUUGAAAACAUGUAUAUAGUAUUUAAGGCACGUUGGAUAUAUAUUAAUAUUCUAUAUAAUAUUUUUUAAGCUUAUAUUUGUUUUUACAAAAAAAAUAAAAAAUUUCAUGUUAUACAUGAUUAGUAUAAUUUCAAGAAAUGAAAAAAAAUAUACAGAUGAAAUUCUACAGGAGAAAGCUAAAUAUUUGCAUUUAUUUGUAUUAUUACCAAUAAUAUCAGUAAUCGCUUUCUUUAUUUGUUUUAUGUUGAAAAUGCAUAGGGUCUUGUAGUUAUCAAUGAGAAUUUACACAAAUGUGUUGAAUAUCUUACAUGUUCCAGUAUAUGUAUAUUAUAAUAAUAAUUUAGGUAAUAUUAUAAAGAGGUUUAUAACUUAUAUUAAUUCAUUGGGUUAUAGAUUUUUAAAGAACAUAUGUGAAGCAAUUUUUGUUUUCUCUUGACCUCUUUUGUUUUCCAUUUUGUUAGUUUGUGCGAUGAAGGAUAUUACUUUAAUUUUUCCUUGUAAUGUCAUAUUAAUUUAUUUUUAUUUUUUUAAAAAAUAUUCAGCACUUAAAACCCAAAUUGAUUACUUAAGGGAUCAAUCUUCUUCAUUUAAUAUGUAGAGUAAUACUAUAUUAGGAAAAAAUAUAAUUAAAUAUAAAAAGAAUUCCUACUUUUUAAAUAUACAUGAAGGUCAUAUAGUUAUUUUUAAAAAUUAUAAUCUUUUAAAGUAUUCAAUAACUAUAUGGGUUUCUUUUUAUACGGAGUUUAUUAUUUUAAUAUUAACCGCUUAUUUUAUGAUAUAUCCUCAUUUAUUUUUUAAUAUAAUUCCUAAUUUUCAUAAAGAAACUAAUGGGAAAAUUACAAGCACAAUUGGGCUUUGCAUUACAUUUUCCUCAAGAAUUGGUAUAAUUAUAAAAAUUCUCUUAUGUUAUUAUACAUAAGUGGGGAAAGAGAUAUGCUGUAUACAACGAUUAAAAGAAUUCUCCAAAAUACCUAAUGAAGAACAUUGCUUAGAUGUAGAAAAUGAAGAAAAAAUAUUGAGUACAAAAAAAAAGGAAAACAAAAAUAUCUCUAGUUAUUUAAAUGAAAAAUUAUCCUUUAGUAAAAACAUGGAUCUCUUUUAUGUAGAUGAAUCAAAAAAGUGUGGUAUUUACCUUGAAAAUAUUCUUGUAGGUUACAAGAGAAAUAUACUUUUAUGAAAAAAAAAUAAUACUUACCACUAUGUAGAUGAAGAAUCAUCUUUAAAAAAUAUUAAUGUUUAUUCAUUUAAGAAUCAAAAAGUUAGGAUAGCAGAUAAAUCAGGAUCAGGGAAAAACACCAUAACUUUAUCUAUUUUAGGUUUACUUCAUACUAAUGAGGAAAAAAUAACAAUAAAAGGAAGAGAUAAAAAUUUAUGAAAAAAAAAAAAAAAUAAUAUUAUUGGUGUUUUACAACAAUUAUUCUUUUUUUUUUUUAAUUGGAAUGUAUGAAUGUUUAUUUAUCUUUAUCAGGAAUUUAGUGACGAAGAAAUGAUUGAUGCUUUUAAAUUAAUUAUUAUAAAUUCAAGUCUUAGAAAUAUAGGUAAGUAUAUAAAUGAACAAAAAAAAAAAGGAAAAUAAGAUAGAAAAAGCACAAAAGAAAAAAUUAAUGAUUUAACCAGUAUCAUUACUUUAACGGACGAAUGUAUAUGAUAUUUGUCAUUAGUUAGACUUUUUUUAAAUAUAUAUAAAUAUAAAUUAAUAUUAAUUGAUGAAAUUCCUAUUGUUAAUUUUAAUAAAAUUGACUCGAAAUGGAACAAUUUUUUUUUUAGGUAAAUAAAACCAUUUAAUUAUAUAAUAAGAAAUUGCUUUCAAAAUAAUACAGUUAUAAUUAUUUCUCAUAACGCGAAUACAUUAUCAUGUUGUGACUUCGUUUAUGUUAUAAGAAAAGAAGUAGCUUAUAGAUAUGAUUGUAAGAGCAUAAGAACACAGUCAGAAUUAGCACAUAUGUUAGAAAAAGAUGAU